GCAGAGGCUCCCUCCACGCCACUUCUCUAUUUCUCCCCCCAUCUCUUCCUCCUUGCCCGAUCCAUCCGACUGCAACAAACCCUAGGCAAAGCCAGAUCUCCACCUCCUCCGCCGCCGGAGAGGCCGUCCACCAGAUCUCCCCGAUGGCGUUCCGCCGACUCCUCUCGGCCGCAGUGCGCCGCCGCUCCGCCGCGGCGGCCGCUGCGGCCGGGAACGCGCGCGAGGCCUCCACGGCCGUCGCCGCGGCCCCCGGCGCCAUCGCCCCCGACGCGCCCGCCGUCCGCGCCCCCAUGAUGCCGUACGACCGGAUCGCCGAGGCCGUCAACGCGCGCGUCCGCCGCCUCGAGCACCCGGACCCCCGCUUCCUCCGCUACGCCAGCCCCGUGCCCGCGCACGUCGACCACACGGCCAUCCUCGACGCGCCGGAGACCAAGGUCACCACGCUCGACAACGGCCUGCGCGUCGCCACCGAGUCCUCGCUCUCCUCCCGCACCGCCACCGUCGGCGUCUGGAUCGACGCCGGGAGCAGGUACGAGACGGAGGAGGCGGCCGGGGUCGCCCAUUUCGUCGAGCACAUGCUCUUCAAGGGCACGGGGACGCGCAGCGCCGCGCAGCUCGAGCAGGAGAUCGAGGACAUGGGCGGCCACCUCAACGCCUACACCUCGCGGGAGCAGACCACCUACUACGCCAAGGUGCUCGACAAGGACGUGCCACGCGCGAUGAAUGUCCUCGCCGACAUUUUGCAGCACUCCAAGCUCCAAGACGACCGCAUUGAACGUGAGCGGGGCGUAAUUCUCCGAGAGAUGGAGGAGGUUCAGGGACAGUCUGAGGAAGUUAUAUUCGAUCAUCUCCAUGCAACUGCAUUCCAGUAUACUUCUCUUGGCAGGCCAAUCUUGGGUUCUGCUGAUAACGUCAAGUCUAUCACCAAAAAGGAUCUCGUAGACUACAUUCAAAAUCAUUACACGGCUUCUAGAAUGGUUAUUACUGCCGCCGGUGCUGUUAAGCAUGAUGAUAUUGUACAACAGGCAAAAGAGCUGUUCAAAACGCUGCCAACUGACCCUACAACAACCAACAUGUUGGUUGCUAAGCAGCCAGCCAUUUUUACUGGUUCUGAGGUACGAAUCAUUGAUGAUGACAUGCCCCUUGCUCAAUUUGCUGUUGCCUUCAAUGGAGCAUCCUGGACAGAUCCCGAUUCUAUUGCAUUAAUGGUUAUGCAAACCAUGCUUGGUUCCUGGAACAAGAGUGCUGGAGGAGGGAAGCACAUGGGUUCGGAGCUUGUACAGAGAGUAGCAAUCAAUGACAUAGCUGAGAGUAUAAUGGCAUUCAACACAAACUAUAAGGACACUGGCCUGUUUGGUGUGUAUGCUGUCGCUAAGCCUGAUUGCUUGGAUGAUUUGGCUUUUGCAAUUAUGCAAGAGAUGAGCAAAUUAUCAUACAGGGUUACCGAAGAGGAUGUUAUUCGUGCACGUAAUCAGCUGAAAUCGUCCAUCCAACUACACCUUGAUGGCUCCACUGCUGUUGUUGAGGAUAUUGGACGUCAGCAACUCAUCUAUGGCCGUAGAAUUCCUAUUCCCGAGCUUUUUGCGAGAAUAGAUGCAGUUGAUCCCAGCACUAUCAGGCGUGUUGCAAACCGCUUCAUCUUUGACCAGGAUAUUGCCAUCGCUGCCAUGGGACCAAUUAAGACUCUUCCAGACUACAACUGGUUCAGACGCAGGACCUACAUGCUCCGUUACUAGAUUCAACCAGCAGUGUACCAUGUUUACAGUCUGCAAAGGCAAGAUGAUUGCUUGUUUUGGCAUCAGUAUAUUAUAAGGCCACAUCCACGCACAUAUUAUGUGCCGAAGUGGAGGAAUUUUUUGAGUCUUCGUUUUCCUUGCCCCUGUCUUCCUUUUGCAAACCCACAAAGCUGUCAAUAAUGGUAGGCAAAUUCGACUGACGUGUUUUAUGAUGAUGAUGAAUUGUCACGAUACUUUUCCAUCUUUGUGUUCGGAUAUUGUUGUCUUUCGGCCAAUAAUUUUAAUGAAGCUUAUGUAAA
This is a messenger RNA of Hordeum vulgare subsp. vulgare (domesticated barley), 2035 nucleotides long. Its product is annotated as probable mitochondrial-processing peptidase subunit beta, mitochondrial. Lineage: Eukaryota; Viridiplantae; Streptophyta; Magnoliopsida; Poales; Poaceae. Gene Ontology annotation, molecular function: metal ion binding; metalloendopeptidase activity. The record is from RefSeq and is a predicted model, not a curated record. The transcript has 9 exons. Bases 144 to 1736 code for a protein of 530 amino acids. Gene Ontology annotation, cellular component: mitochondrion. Gene Ontology annotation, biological process: proteolysis.